UACUUCUUUAUUGUUGCUGUGGAGAAGCUUUUAGGAAGUCCUUGAAAAUAUAACACACACAGCCAGUUUAUUCAUCAAAACACGGGGCUACAACAAUGGCAAGAAGAUUAAUAUACCCGCUGUACCAGAUCGGGAACCCCCAACUGAGGAUCUUCCGGCCGCCAUUCUCCCUGACUCUGGUCCGACCAGGGAAGGAGCAGCCUCAGGACACAGUGCAGUUCAGAAUCCCCAUGGAAAUGACCAAAUGUGACGUGAGGAACUACCUGGAGAAGAUUUACAACGUUCCAGUGGGAGCUGUCCGCACAAGGAUACAAUACUGUACGAAUAAGAAGAGAAACCACCUCAACCAGAAAGUGAAGAGACCGGAUUAUAAAGUGGCCUACGUUCAGCUGGUGCAGCAGCAGACAUUUGAGUUCCCUGACAUCUUCACCGAGAAGGAUGUGAAGUCAGCCGAGGGCUCGGUGGAGGAGAUGCAGGAGAAGUUCAUGGAGGAUGAGAAACAGAGGCAGAAACCGGACCUUCGCAGGGGAGGGGUCACAGAGUGGUUCGGCCUCUAGAGAGAGAGUUUGUGUGUUAGGACAUAUGCACUGCUGGUGUGUGGGUUUGUUUGUGAGAGAGUGUUAAUAUUGUGUGUCAUCAUGUACAGAUUUUUAUCUGCAACAAGUCCGUUUGGUGGAAAGUUUUUCAACAUUUGAGACGUUCUCUAUUGUCAGGUAACACCACUUAUACCUGUGUUGACCGACCCUCGUCCUGGAGAACAUAAUGGGUAUCCAGGAUUUUGCUCUGAACCUGCUCUAACACACCCGAUUCAACAAGCCACUCUUUUGAUGAGAGUAGCUGAAUCCUGCUGAUUAACUGUCAAAUCAGAUGUGUCAGAGCAGAGCGAGAACAAAACCCUGCACCCCCAGUCGUUUUUGAACAGGAGAGUCGUCCACCUCUCCCUGACGGAGAAGGCUACUGUGUGGGAAUGUGUUUUCAGUUCACCGUAAUAUGUCUGUGUGAGUGUUUUACUGUGAACUACUGUACAAGGAAAAGCUAAUAAAAAGUAACUUGUCAA
This is a messenger RNA of Oncorhynchus masou masou (cherry salmon), 1057 nucleotides long. RefSeq names its product mitochondrial ribosomal protein L23 (gene mrpl23). The transcript has 5 exons. Gene Ontology annotation, biological process: mitochondrial translation. NCBI's taxonomy places the organism in Eukaryota, Metazoa, Chordata, Actinopteri, Salmoniformes, Salmonidae. Gene Ontology annotation, cellular component: mitochondrial large ribosomal subunit; ribosome. Gene Ontology annotation, molecular function: structural constituent of ribosome. The record is from RefSeq and is a predicted model, not a curated record. The coding region runs from base 96 to 557 and encodes 153 amino acids.